AGAAGUUUUUCAGCCGUGUUUUUUUGACACCCGCAGAUUUUGUAUUUUCUACAUUUUCCACCUUUUACACGCUUAGUAGCCAAAACAUUUGCUCUCACGAGCUAGCAGAACUGUGCUGGGGAUUCAGUAGAGUGGGGAAUAGUGUUUGCUGGCAGUCUUCUGGGGCCCCAAAGACGCUGAGUGUGAGGUUAGGGUUGAGAAUCUCGCCAGUCAUUUCCUGGGCAACGCGAGUAUCGCGGGGGGUGUUGAGUGGGGCGGCCCAAGGCGUUCUAUGGAUGCAGGAAACGUAACAGUUGACUUUAUGCAAGAGAGUCGCUGAGCGACCGACUGACGCAGAGCUGCCGAGUCAGUGUGUCGUGGAGUGUCGAAGUGUCCGGACGUGAGCUUUUGGAGUCCCGCGGAUCUCCGUGUAUUGAGUAUCUCCGGCCAGCAGUGAUUUUCUCCUCCAAGCCACCAAUCAGACAUGGCUCGAUCAAUUGGCAUUUUCCUGGGAAUAUUCCUCAUGAUCUCUGCGAGUUUGGGUCAGAAUUUGGAUCUCGAUGGCCUGAAGUCGCAACUGCCCGAGGGUCUCUUGCCGACGAAUUUGAACAACAUGACGGCGCCGAUUGAGGACAUCAGGAAGCUGGCCAAGGAUAAGUGCAACACCGUGUCCGGAAGCGAUGCGGCCUUUGAGGCGAUCGAAGAGGCUGCUGGACAGUUGAUGGAGUGCAUGACGACGCUUUUCAACUUUUCCUCGCUGACUGAGGAGAUUGAGAAGGCGCAGCCGAACGGUGAACUGGACACGGUGUUCAACAAGUACUGUCGAAAGCGCCACGUUGCCAGUGAAUGCUUCAUGAACUUCUCCAAGGUGCUGGAGCCUUGUCUCACCAACGAAGAGAUUUCACACAAGGAAGUGUACACAAACAUCAGCAACAGUCUGCUGGGAUUCGUGUGUCACAAGGAUGGCGAUCAGAUUGCGCUGUUCAUUGCUGAGAAGGGCCCAGAGUGUUUCCAGGAGCGCAAGGAUGGCAUGAUUGAGUGCUUCAACAAGACCUUCCCGAAGGUCUUUGAUCGCGUCAAUACCAUCAGCAAUGAACCGAUGUCACUCGACAAUUUGCCGAAGUUUGUCUUUGGUCCUGAUCAAUGCCAUGACAUGGAAAGGCUGCAAAUGUGCGUGGUGAUGGAGUUGGAGAAGUGUGAGGAAUCCACACCAGCUAAUCUCGUGGAUUCUGCCUUCAAGUUUAUUCGCAAUAAUACACCAUGCCAGAACGUCACUUCAAUAAAUAAGGGACGAGCCAAUAGUGCGGAGAGUUCAAGGGCUUCGCAUGUCAUUCUUGGCGCUGCUCUGCUGGCCAAUGUGGCCAAAUAUCUGCUAUGAAUUUAAGAGAGAGAGAAAAAUAUUCGAGAUUUCGCAUAUUGACUGUGAUCCUCAUGAGCAGAACAAGCUGAAUACAAAGAUAGGAUGAAAAGUGAAAGGCACUUUGGACAGUAGAAAAAUUCCCACGUUAGAAAAUCACAUUCAUUGCAUGAGAGAGCAAAGAGAAAAGUCUCUCUCAGUCUCUAUAUAAAAACAAAAAAAAAGAUUUAUGUGUGUCGUCUAAUUACAUUAAUUGGCAGUUGAAUUGAGAGAUGAAGAAGAAGGCAGAAGUAUCGAUGUUAAAUGGAGAAGAUUUACUAUUUUUUACACCUUGGAAUGUUUGUUAGAGAUAAGUUGAAAUCACAUUUUUCUGGAUGUUUUACAGAUUAGUUGAGUAUUUUCUUUAUUAUCUUGGAAUUAAUGGUUAAGAACAAUUUUUUCUUCCUUUCCUCGCGCACUCUUGAAAUAUUCCUGUAUAUAUAUAUGUAUAAUUGACGUUGCCUCCUUUUUGCGGGUGUGUUUUUCCGUUCUUUUUUUUCCCUGAGAAUUAUUCUGCAAUACUCUUUCUCUAUGGCGUCAUGUAAAAUCAAUAAUAAAUGUGUAAUUUAUAUGCGAAA
Molecule: messenger RNA, 1953 nt
Organism: Phlebotomus argentipes
Lineage: Eukaryota; Metazoa; Arthropoda; Insecta; Diptera; Psychodidae
Product: 27 kDa hemolymph protein-like
Exons: 5
Coding region: 464-1357 (297 amino acids)
Source: RefSeq, a predicted model, not a curated record